CUCCACAGGAGCUGCGGCAACAGCGCUAGGGAGGCAUCCAGCCCUCCCUGCGAGAGCAGCGCUUUCGGCAGACAGGGAUUUAUUUAUUUGCUACACAUGCAUAUAUGUAUUUUUUUGUAUUAUUAUUUACCGGGCUGCGUUUGGUUUUCCCUAUUUUUUUUUUUUUUUUUUAGCCUUUUCACAAAAAGCCCCAAACCUCCCAAGUGACGAGCCUGAGAUUUCCCUAAAAUAAAAUACCUGCACAGUGGGGCUGCGUGGCUUCCCUUUCCCCCCUCGGAAAAUAAAGAGGAAGGGGGAGCAAGUAGGUAAAAUCCAGAAUAAAAUCAUAUUGCUCGAAAACUCACACAUCCUCCCUCUCUCUCUCUCUCUCUCACACACACACACACACACACACGCGCGCUCUUUCUCCUCCUCCUCCUCGCUGAAGGUGGGUAGCAGGAGCCAUGCAACAUCUGCAGAACCGGAUGGCAAAAGAGCAGGAGGAAAAAUAAUCCAAGUGGAGUGCUCAGGGGACACUGAGUUGUUUUUUUUUCUUUUUCUUUUCUCUUUUUUUUUUUUUUGUAAUUUUUUCCUUCUUCUUCUUCUUCUUCUGCCGCGUACCUGUGAGAUUCGAUUUCACAUUUUGCUGAGCCCAUUUUGGGGGCAUUUUAUUUUUCUUUCUCUUGGGAUUUUCUCCAUUGCCAGAGGAUGUCUCUUGUUGAGAGGAUGCUGAAAGGAAGAAGAAACGAAUUCUUUGACUGGCACUGAAGGAGUGGGGGGGUAUUUUUCCCCCUCAUUUUUUAGUUUUUUGUCAUUAUUCUUUUUCCCUAGGAAAUCAUUAACUGGGGGGGGGGUUGGUUUCUUUUUUCCCUCCCCCCCUUUUUUUGGAGGGGGAUUUCAGAAGAUCCAUCUUUCCUUCCCCUCCCCUCCAAAGAUUUUUUUUUUCAUCCUUCGUCUUUGUGGAAAUGUGGACAUUUCAGGCAGACAGAUUGAGUGGAAUUGUCUCUGCUUUAGCAGCUCUUUGUCUCGCCUGCUGUGCGCAAAGCCCCUCCACUGGAAAUAUUUCUGUGGUGAAAGAGAUUGUGGACAAACUGCUGAAGGGCUAUGACGUCCGCCUCAGGCCUGACUUUGGAGGUAACCCUGUCACAGUGGGAAUGAGCAUCCACAUCUCCAGCAUUGACCAGAUCUCUGAAGUCAACAUGGAUUACACCAUCACCAUGUACUUCCAGCAGAGCUGGCGGGACAAACGCCUGGCCUACAACGACCUUCCCCUCAACCUGACCCUGGACAACCGGGUGGCUGACCAGCUGUGGCUGCCUGACACCUACUUCCUGAACGACAAGAAGUCCUUUCUGCACGGGGUGACGGUGAAGAACCGCAUGAUUCGGCUCCAUCCUGACGGGACCGUCCUGUAUGGCCUGAGGAUCACCACCACGGCCGCCUGCAUGAUGGACCUGCGGAGGUACCCCCUGGACCAGCAGAACUGCACGCUGGAGAUCGAGAGCUAUGGUUACACGGUGGAUGACAUUGUCUUCUUCUGGCAAGGGAACGACUCGGCUGUCACGGGGAUGGAGGUGCUGGAGCUGCCCCAGUUCACCAUCAUCGAGCAGAGGCUGGUCAGCAGGGAGGUGGUCUUCACCACUGGUUCGUAUCUGCGCCUAUCCCUGAGUUUCCGGAUUAAGAGGAACAUUGGUUACUUCAUCCUGCAGACCUACAUGCCAUCCAUCCUCAUCACCAUCCUGUCCUGGGUCUCCUUCUGGAUCAAUUACGAUGCUUCUGCUGCACGAGUGGCACUGGGGGUCACCACGGUGCUUACCAUGACAACCAUCAACACCCACCUGCGGGAGACUCUCCCCAAGAUCCCCUACGUCAAGGCUAUUGAUGUUUAUCUCAUGGGCUGCUUCGUCUUCGUGUUCCUGGCACUCCUGGAAUAUGCUUUUGUCAACUACAUAUUCUUCGGGCGAGGGCCCCGGCAGCAGAAGAAGCAGAGUGAGCGCAUCAGCAAGGCCAACAACGAGCGCCACCGCUACGAGGAGAAGAGGGUGAGAGAGCAGGUUGACCCUUACGGUAACAUCCUCCUCAGCACUCUGGAGAUGAACAACGAGCUGCUGGCCACGGACAUGAUGAGCAGCGUGGGCGACUCUCGAAACUCUGUCAUGUCCUUCGAAGGCUCAGGAAUCCAGUUCCGCAAGCCGCUGGCCUCUCGGGAUGGCUUUGGCCACCACCCCACCCUGGACCGCCACGUCCCGCUGACCCACCACGCUGCCGCCCGCAACCGCGCCAACUGCCGCCUGCGCCGGCGGUCGUCCAAGCUGAAGCUCAAAAUCCCAGACCUGACAGACGUCAGCACCAUUGACAAGUGGUCACGGAUCAUUUUUCCAAUCACUUUUGGAUUCUUCAACCUUGUUUACUGGUUGUACUAUGUAAAUUGAUGCCUGCGGCCUCUGAGAGAGAUAAUAGGGACAGACACUCAGACAAUGACAACACAGGAGUGUUGUGGUCUUUUGGGUUUGGGUUUUACUCUUUACUAUCAUUGUCAUUUAUUCCUAUGGUUCAUUAGAUUUAUUCUAAGCUUA
Corvus hawaiiensis (hawaiian crow) is the source of this 2555-nucleotide messenger RNA. RefSeq names its product gamma-aminobutyric acid receptor subunit beta-4. Gene Ontology annotation, cellular component: synapse; GABA-A receptor complex; neuron projection. The coding region runs from base 945 to 2411 and encodes 488 amino acids. Lineage: Eukaryota; Metazoa; Chordata; Aves; Passeriformes; Corvidae. The transcript has 9 exons. Gene Ontology annotation, biological process: signal transduction; monoatomic ion transmembrane transport; nervous system process. Gene Ontology annotation, molecular function: extracellular ligand-gated monoatomic ion channel activity; neurotransmitter receptor activity; GABA-A receptor activity. The record is from RefSeq and is a predicted model, not a curated record.